Molecule: messenger RNA, 810 nt
Organism: Naegleria gruberi
Lineage: Eukaryota; Heterolobosea; Eutetramitea; Acrasida; Naegleriidae
Exons: 1
Coding region: 1-810 (269 amino acids)
Source: RefSeq, a predicted model, not a curated record
AUGAAUCCAACCCCAUCCUCAUCAUCGAUGACACCUCACAAUAUUCAUCAUACAGCCAAUAACAGUGGUGGUGGAAGUAGUAGCACACCAAUAACAUCAAUUGGUGGAGGAGGUAAUAAUAAUGGUGUUUUUCCAUUUCUGAUGAGUAGUAAUUCAAAUUCAAGUUACAGCAACAGCAAUACGAAUAAUAAUUGUACAAAGAAUGGCCAACAACAACAGGGAGUAGUGGUGACGAAUAGUGGACAAUUUCACUCCCUAUCCAGUAUUAAUUCAAUUCAUUUGACUCAAAAUCUUCCUCAACAAACACCUCUUUCUCCCCGAAUAACAAAUAAUAGUAAUCAUCGCGAACAAUUGCAAUUAACAGCUGCUCUUCAUACCAGUACAGUAUUUUCACCAUCAAGUGUUACCGAGAAGACUCAUGAUGGUGACAAUUCUUCGAUAUUUAAUGGAUCUGCCUCGAGCACAGUUCUCUCAAAAUCAGCAUUCAACACUGUUGUCAAUAAGGUAAAAAAUCAUUUCAUGAGUUUUACCUUAUUCAUGCAAGAUAAUGAAAAGAAACAGAGCAAAAUGGAUAGAAUUAUGAUGUUUGGAAUGUAUAUGUAUAUGAUAUGGGUAGGAAUAUGGAUUUCAACAUUGAGUCCUUAUGAUUAUCAUUAUGGAGAGUGGGGAUCAUGGUUCUUUGCAGUUGUGUUAUGUGGUUGUUUUCCUGUCGUGUCCAAUGAGUUUUGCCAUGUCCACCUUUAUAGAUUGCAAGUGGAUCAAUAUGGAAGGGUUUUCUCAAACCUCCUCUACACGAAUGAUUCUGAAUAG